Molecule: messenger RNA, 411 nt
Organism: Ostreococcus tauri
Lineage: Eukaryota; Viridiplantae; Chlorophyta; Mamiellophyceae; Mamiellales; Bathycoccaceae
Product: 2Fe-2S ferredoxin-type domain
Exons: 2
Coding region: 1-411 (136 amino acids)
Molecular function (GO): iron-sulfur cluster binding
Source: RefSeq, a predicted model, not a curated record
AUGCGCGCGCGCACGCGCACUCGCGCGCGCGCGAUGCUUCGCCGCGCCUUCGCGGACGCCGCGCGACGCGGCUACGCGACGAUCUCCGUCACGGUCGUGCGCGACGGCGCGAGACACGCGAUCGAUGGACGGGUGGGAGAAACCCUGGCGCAGGCGCUGGCGCGAAACGCGGAACUCAGGAGCUCGGCGCCGACGAUGAGCAUCGCGCGAGGGCCGGACGCGCACGUGCUGAUCCCGGACGCGUUUCUGGAGAAGAUGCCGGCGCUGGACGCGAUGGAGCUCGAUAAACUUGAGGACGUGGCGGUGGACAUGGGAGCGAACUCGAGGUUAGCGAGCCAGGUGACGCUGACGAAGGACGUGGACGGGUUGGUGUGCGCGAUAUCAAAGCUGUAUCCGGAGAACCCGAUGUAG